ACACCACCACUCCCCCUCCCAAACCUCCCAGCUUCCCACAAUGCGCCUCCACCUCCCCCUCCCGCUCCUCGCGGCCCUCACCGCCUUCACAUCCCUCUCCACCGCCGCCCGCCUAACCCUAACCAUAGCCCCCAACGCGCUCCUCUCCUCGGCCGCCGCCCUCCCGCCCUCCACCCACGCCACGCUGCAAUCCUCCGGCCCGCCGCUGCGCGCCCUCCUCACCAAAGCCAACACCUUCGUCUUCGACAACGUGCCCGCCGGCAGCUACCUCGGCGUCGUGCACUGCCGGGACAUCGCCUUCGAAGCGCUGCGCAUCGACGUCGCCGCCGCCGCCGCCGCCGCCGCCGCCGCCGCCGGGGGAGCUGGUCUACAGAAAGUCGACGCGUGGCAGACGUUCUGGGGCAACGAGUGGGAGAACCGCGGCGAGAAGCGGGGCGAGGGGGCAGGAGGAGUAGUGGUAGAGGUGCGGCCCGUGGGGGUGAAGGAGUUUUAUCAGAGUCGGGGCGGCUUUGACCCGCUGAGUUUCCUGAAGAACCCGAUGAUUCUGAUGGCGCUGUUUUCCAUGGUUAUUAUCUUUGGCAUGCCGUAUUUGAUGGAGAAUAUGGAUGAAGAAACCAAGGCCGAGUUCGAGGAGAUGCGCGGCAAGGGCGUGCUCUCCGGCGGCCCCACGCCCGCAAGCCAGCUCCAGAACUUCGAUCUCGCGUCGUGGAUGGCGGGGAAGACGGAUAGUGGAACGCCGCCCGCGGCGAUUGAGCCUGCGCAGGGGAAGGGGAAGAAGAGGGGUUGAAGCAUACUUGACGAGGGCCGAAUGGAUACCGUUGGCAGUGUCUGCUAUUUCACUAUCAUGCCAGCGUCCAUUUAGAUUAGACGUUUGCCUCAAAGCUGCAUUUCUAGACUUGGGAGCAAUUGAAAAUACCCUCGAUGAGAUCUCCACGUCAUCAUGUUUGUGUUGUGCCAAAUAACUGGAUUAUGCUACUGUUUUUAAAGGAUUGAGUUCCAAUGGGCAUCCAACAGCGCAAAUAUAUAAAAAUCCAUCAAACGGCAAUGCUCGCUCUUGGCUUGCCUACUGCACUUGAUAGCUGAAAAGGGAGUACAAAUAACACUCCCACUGCCAACUUGUCCAUACAUCUACUUCCUUCUCCUUCCCUGACUCACCUUCUC
This is a messenger RNA of Mytilinidion resinicola, 1161 nucleotides long. RefSeq lists its product as uncharacterized. NCBI's taxonomy places the organism in Eukaryota, Fungi, Ascomycota, Dothideomycetes, Mytilinidiales, Mytilinidiaceae. The record is from RefSeq and is a predicted model, not a curated record. Gene Ontology annotation, cellular component: EMC complex. The transcript is spliced from 3 exons. Bases 41 to 787 code for a protein of 248 amino acids.